AUGGCAUCCGGACUUCCGCAGCAAGUGCUUGCUCACAUCUGGUAAGAUAGUUGUCUUUCUCGUUUGUUCUCUGCUAAACUGCAAACAAUCAAACUUUACGUUAGCUCUAAAAAUGCUGCAGGUGGUCAUUGUGCGUCCUACAACCUCGUCCUCAGGGCGCUGGGGACGAGGUUGUGCGUCCUACUAUCCUGUUUAGUGUAUUUGCGAUUAAAAACAGAGGGCGAAACUGGAAAGAUGAAGGAUCUAAAUGUUAUAUUCUAAUCCUAUCCCUGGAACUGAAAAUAACGUGAUACAAUAGGCCAUUUCCGUACCUUAAACCUUUUUUCAAAACGAUGGCUAGUGCUUAGUCUGAUAUGAAAAUGAUUUCUAUUCUCAUUCAAGGAAACGUGGUCACAUGAAAGGUUUUUCACGUGGCCUAAUUUUGGAAGUGAGGGGUUUUGGAACUCGUAAAAGGCCUGUUGUGACCCAAAACUACUGAAAUACAUAAUUAACACUUUAAUCUACGUGAAAGGUUUGAACCUAGGAGUCAUUUCAGAAGUACAUGUGCGGUAGCUGUCUUCCGAGUCAAAGCCGGUGACUCUGAAGAUGACUACCGCACAGGUUGUCGAAACGUCAGUCACUGUCAACAUCAGUCCUAUUCAAGACUACGCUCACCCGGACGAUUAUACUCCACCUAAUUACUUUAAUCUCUGUUUAAGGGGGCUCUGUGACGUAACAAACCAAGGCCGUUUGAAUUCUGAACAGUUUUCGUUGGCCAUGUACCUUAUUCAUCAAAAAGUCAUGGGUGUCGAUCCACCACAGACUCUUAGUGCAGAGAUGGUACCGCCCUCAAUGAGAAAUGGAAGUGCUUCCACGCCCACGGCCACAGGGGAAGACAGGGUAUGUUAGUGUUAAUCUGGGGAGGGGUGUGGAAUGGGAAAAGAAUCACCAGGUUUGGGUGGGGAUCGGCGGCGUGCUGCGACGACAAGUCAUGAGGAAAACCUUGUCGGGUGUACUGACACUGCGGCAAGUCACGAGAAUCAAAGGUCAUGAAUGAUGCUCUCUUUUUGGUCCGUUUUGAUUUUGUAGUGGGGACAGAUCGAAUGAAAGGUGCACACGGUUACUUUGUCUCUGCGACUCAUUCCACGAAAUAAAUCCAGCUUAGAUUUAUGCGGUAUGUCACUGCAACCAAAUCUUCGUCACCACAACAGUAUUUAUGGGUUCAUCACGCGAGGGAACUACUGUAGCCGGCCAUGGGUCCCAGCAACGAAUCGAUGCAAAAUGUCGCCGAGUGCGGUGUUCAGCGGUUAGCAUUGGAUUCCAUCGGCCCGAAACCCCUUGGAUACCUUUCAAAGUUUACAUAACGUAGUAUUAUUCAUUGCUUCCGCAGUAUAUAUCUACAGUACAAGGGAAACCAAAGCCACAAGAAUGUAUAUGCUUGCUUCUUAAGGUGUCCAUGAGGUUUUAAGUGGUUUUAGGCCAAUGGGAUCCAUUGCUAACCGCGUUAAGCUUUACAGACGCCUCAUGGUGCGUUUGUCUUGUUUACGACUAAUUGACCUCAUCAACAUAAACUCAGUUUUGUGGGUAAAAGACAAAAGGUUGAUACAAGUUUUAGACAGUAACUUUGAAUAAAUAUUAAAUAGGCUUGUUGUGGUUUCCUUUUAGCAGGACGGGACAGCUGCUGGAAGCGUUGUUUCAAGCCUGAAUGAUUUUAGCGCCAUCAAAGAGCUUGAUAAAAUAAGCAAAGAAAUUGAAGAAUUAGGGAGGCAAGUUAUAAGUUUUGUUUCUUUGGUUUAGCAAAUGAUCAAAAUUAAUACUAAACUGUUCUACGUACAUGUUAUUUCUUUAACAGAGAAAAAGCCAAUCUACAGCGUGAAAUAGAAGAAAAAGAGGACAUGAUUAGACAAAGAAAUGGAGAAAUACAGGUGUAGUUCGAUAUUGAUGUAACAUUAGUGAACUGUAUCAUUGCCAAUAUAGUUUAGUUGUUGUUGUUUACUGCAAAACGAUCACGUGAUCCUUCUCCAUUUAUUACCGUUGCUGCAAUCUUUUCUUUUUAAGACAUCUUGCCAAAAAUGGGGAUUCUUAGUGUAUCCAUUUACUCACCAAGUAGUCUCCAUUGGACUCCCGUACACAGUAGAACAGUCUUGCGACCACUUUGCACACACGUCGAUGUUGCAACACGUCCUUAUGUGCCUUCUAGCAUAGAGAGACAGAAUGGAGCCAUUUAUACGAGGAAAAAUAAGACGCGAACUGUAGCAUUUAUACCAGCAUGUCUUAUCUAAGACGAGAACAGCUCGUAUAAAUGGUUCGCGUCUUAUUUCUGUUCUUGACUCGUUUUCAUGUGAAUGUUGCCCGUAGCAACGGCCAUCCAACAUGGCGCGCCAAAAAUUAACACAUGCGUACUAUGCGUUCGCGUCUUAUCGAAGACGUGAAGGUCAUUUAUACGAAAAUUUCUCGUCUUAGCAAAGACGCGUCUUAUCUAAGAACAGGUGUUAAGGGCUGUUCUAAAAUAAGACGCGUCUUACCUAAGUCGCGUCUUAUUUUAGACGAAAUGUGCCGUUUAUUCGGAAAGUUCGCGUCUUAUUCAAGACGCGUUUUAUGUAAGACGCGUCUAUUUUUCCUCGCAUAAAUGGCCCUAAUGACGAUGAUGACGAUGACUAUGACAUUGAUGAUUAUGGUAAAAAUGAGGGGGGAGGAGGAGGAGGGGGAAGACAAUGACAACGACAAUCAUCAUCAUCAUCAUCAUCAUCAUCAUACAAAAUUGUACUUGUUUGAGUGUCAAUGUAGUUUGCGCGAAAGUGUUAAUUGAGGACACUAUUUCUACGCCUCGUUGCAGGGCAAAGGCUUUCUCAGUUAUUUUUGAGACACUGAGUAUUGGUCCGGCCUCGGGAAUCGAACCCGCGACCUUCCGCUCAGCGGUCAAGCACUCUACCGACUGAGCUAAUCGUGCCGCGGUAAAGAGACCUCGUCGUCAUCAGCAGCAUCAUAAUAGACGUUAAAACCAUACGUACUUAAUUUUUAACUGUCUUAGGACUUAGCUUGGAAAGAAAGUAAAGGAAAGACAAGGCUGUACCAAGAGGGAAUGGUGCAUAGAUAAGCAGAAAACUAACAUCUGUUGUUUAUUUGGGCGCAGAAUCUACAAACUGAGCUGGAGAAAACCAAAGUAAAGUACCAAGAAUUAGAGAAACAGAAGGCUGACGCUCAGAGCAAGCUCGAUGAGUUGGAUAAGGAGGUUAGAAUGAAAGAUGUUUUUUUUUCUGCUGAUGUGUUGUGUCGUGACGGACGUUUGAAGCUCGCUCACCUGGCAUGCGGCAAUCCUCGCUAUAUUUUAGAGAGAGUGCAAAAUGAUUUAUUUGCAGUCAAAAACGUAUAAUUGUGGUAUAAACGGUGCAGGAGAGUAAUGGGUGUUGUUCUUUUAUUCCCAGAAAGCUAAAUAUGAAGAGAUGCUGAAGGAUGCCAAACAAAAAUGUGACGAAGAAACAAAAACUGUGAGUAUUUUGCUUUGACACCAGCCUUCCUAUCACCUUUUUGUUGUUGUUGUUGUUUUUGCACAAAAGACAUCGUAGGACAAAAGGAAAAUAACAAAUAUCAAGAAUGGAUAGUGUUUUGGGCGUGAUCUGACUGACUAGUCAGACCCAUUCAAGUUCAGGGUUGUUGUUUUAUGGCAUUCACGGUCGCCACAAUGAUUCACCUGUGUGUUACGCGCCAUUCGUUUUCACGCGCGCCCUUCGUGUUUUCGCACGUCUGAUUUUCUCUUUCCCUCUCUCGUCUUCGAACCUCUUCCACGCAACUAGGUAGUGAAUAACAACUAAACAGCUAGAAGCUUAUGGCUAAAAGAGUUGUCAGAAGAAAACAGUUCUAUAUCCAACCAAAAUUCAGUAAAGUGAAUUUUUGCUGUUUUUCUUGUUAGAUAAACAGUUUACAAGCGCAAAUUGCCUCUUCAAGACAGUCAGCCCUGGUAAGUAGAAUCGCCCCACUCCCUAGGGGAAAAAAUGUUUGUAACGAUCUAAACUUAUUUUUUUUAGUAAAAAUUUUCCUUUCGUUUCCUAUUUUCUAGCACCAAGAGGAAGAAUUAAGUCAAGCAAGAGACGAAUUAAACAAGCUGAGAGAGGAUGAAACGAAACUUGAACGAGAAGUAAGAAAUAAUGACCUUAUAAAAUGGGGGGAAAUGCUGUCUUCUUUUUCUUUCUCUCCUUUUUCUUUUUUUUCUAUUCUCGUCACUUUGCCAGAAGGUGCUAUCUUCUUCUCUCUUCUCCAAAUUCGUUUAUAAACUAUUAUUUCUUAAAAGGAAAUGACUGACUCAGUAACUUAAACCGAAAUUGUAUGCCUUGCUAUUUUUUAACAGAUCGAAUCAAGUAAAGAACAUUUGGAGGCUGUACAGAAACAAAUCAAAUCUGUUCAGACAGAAUUAUCACAGGUAACGAUCACAACAGGGCCAUUUAAGGUGUAGUCUCCCUUGCAUCCGUUUUUUGGAUGUCACGCAACGCUCUUGGGGGAGCGUUGCGUGACAUCCAAAAAACGGCUGCGAGGCAGACUAUUUUAGGUGGGACCUCUCUGGUUGAGGUAGAGGUACCGCAGGCUCCUUUGCAGCCGCCCGAGCCGGAGUCACGUUUUCUCCCCGGAGCUUUGCGUGACGCACUCGCGAGCGGUCGCGAAGGAGACCAGAGAUACCCUGCUUAUCAACAAAAUCAUUACUUCAAGUAGAUCAGUACUUGGUUCAGGAACAGUUCCCAGUCGUUUCACUCCUGUUAUUGACUCAUUCAGUUACUGGCAGAAGUCACAACUUUUGUUGAAAGGCUAACUGUCAUGUAGGAGAUACAGCCGAUAGUAUUUGGGAAGAGAUUAUCUUGUAUUUGCACAACUAGAUGUAACAUUACCAAAAAAAGGAAACUCUAAUAUGAUAUUUGUCAGCCGUUUGUAAAUCUAAAUUUAAGAAAUAAUGCAAAGGCUUUGUUGUAAGUGAUUUUCUUCUCAGCUUGUUUUUAGCAUUGUUUAGACGGAACAUUUUCUGGAGACAAAAUGCUUUUCUUUGCUUCCGUAGUGUUUGUCUUUGUUAUUUUAAUCCAUGCCAUCACAUUCAUUUCCUGACAGUCCUGAAUACAAACGUUUCUCUCAAUGCAGUCACUCUAAUUGCCUGGGCCGGGUUGUUCAAAGCUGGGUUAAGAUAACCCGGGGUUAGUGCGAAAUUUGAAUUCAGAUUUGAAAGCUUAAAAAGUAACUUCAGUUUAACUCUUUCUGUCUGCAAGUUGAUGAUUGGAUGCUCUCAAGAAUAACAGAGAAAAUUGUUGAAGAAAAUGCUUUGAACAAAAGAAAAAGAAACCCUCGGUUAAAUUUAACCCUAGGUUAAGCGCUAAUCGGCCUUUGAACAACUGGGCCCUGAUUGUAAAUUUUAGUUCCUUAUGUAUCGUUGAUAGUAUCAAUUGGUUUUGUAGGUUAGAUCAAAGGUGUCAACGCUGGAAGAAACGAACAAUAGUCUAAACGCUAAUAUUGCGCAUUACAACUCUCUGAUGAACUCAAAUAGCGUAGCCAGUGGUCCCGCCCCUAUUCCUGAUUUUACACCACUUCAUGAUGCCUUUGAUAUGACACCGACUCCUUCUGAAGCGGACGCUAUGAGCGUUAGAGCAACGGUAAGCUACGAGAAUGAACUACAGUUUCGCUCAACUCAUGUACAAAAGGGCAACAGUAUUUCAUUUCGAUAGACUGCACUGAGUAAUAAAGAAAACAAAGCUUUCUGAAAGGAAAAAAUCGAGACCUUCAGAUAAGGGGGAGGGGGGCGGGGGUGGUCUUCCAGACCCUGAGAUAAAGGGAGCGGUCUCAGAAAAAGUUUUUCAGCCCCUCGGACCUCAGUUUGGUCUAAAAAUAAGGGGGAGGCCCGGCCCCCCCAGGCCCCUCCUCUGGAUUUGCCUCUGAAUAAAAUUAGGUAUUUGCGUUAGAUCCGUUUUUGCUCUGAUUGGUUAAUUUAAACGGUGUCAAACUAAACAGCCAUUAAAAGAGUUAGCCAUUCUCAACCAUAAAAAUGUAGUGUCUUAAAUUUUUCUUUGUUUGAUUUUCUGUAGGCAGGAAGCAGUCCCGUAAGUAGUAUUAGUGGUUUUAGUGUUGGAUCUGGUCGAGUUGAUGAAGCUGUGGACGAUUUUAAGGUAUAGUUAGUUCUACAGUCCUGUUUUGCCGGAAGUCUUUCUUCUGAUUAGCUAAGACUUAAAGAGCAAAUGAAACAUAGAUAAAUCUUUUCUCUUUUAGGAUUCAGAUCCCUUCAAGAGUAAAGAAAAUUUAUUUAGUUCCUCAGAAGCAGGUAAGCUCCAACGCGCACCAUGGUUUUCAAUGAUUGACUGAUGUUUUUUCUAGCUCAUUGUUAUCUCCCAGAGUCCUAUCCAGUUGUCCUUGAAAAUCGUUUCUCCCGAGAGUCUCAAUAUCAGUGUUCAUCCACAAGUGUUUUCUCACUAAAAGCAUCCCUAAUGUGGAAAGUGCUUUGCUGGAUUGACCUAUCAGAUUGCCGAAAAGCGGAUGACGUCAAAGACGACAGAACCCAAGCGAGUCGCUUCGGGCGUUUGCUUCUGUUCGCUGAGCUGUGAAAAUUGUUUGUUCACUUGUUUUGAUAAACUAGUUAAACGGCUAGCGAUCAUUCACAUAGUCGUGUUUGUCUCGAAAUCGAUAUUUGCACAUCAUAAGCCAAAAUUCUCAAACGCCAACAUGAGAGUUCCCUCGUUGGCAUGGAAGUGUUUUGGUCGCUUCUUAUCAUUAAAAAUCGUGAGACAAAUCGCUCUUUGACAGUGCAUGCAAGUUCUGACGGUAUAUUCAUUUGUUACGAAAGUAAAAGCGAAUAAACAUGAACUCUCUCUUCUAUUUCAGAAUCUAACGACCCCUUUCACGUGGAUGACCCCUUCAAGACAGACCCAUUUCAUUAUAAAAGCGUCUCCUUCGCAGACCCGUUCACAGCGGAUCCUUUUGAGGUGAGAAGCAAAUAACAUGGCUGGUUACAAUAGUAUUGAUCCAAAACAUUUUCCCAACUAAACACCUUACUCCAAAAUGAUUGCAAUAAAACCAUUUUUUUUCUUAUGUUAAUUAGUAAAAUCCAACUAGUGGUGUAUUAUCAAUGCUGCGUUCUGAUUGUUUGAGCUAUUGCUAGGCUAUAUGUUAUAGCCCACUAGUAGCGAAAAGCGCCGGCUUUGGAAACGCGUUUUGCUAGCUAAAGUUUUUGUCUCGAUAUUUUUGACCAACUAGUUGGAUUUUACGAAAACAAUUAUUCCUCUCGUCCUCAUAGCCUCUGAGUGGGUUAUUGACUCAGAGCCCAUUCGGCUCGAGGAAUAAUUGUUUAUUAGCCCUCUUUGCCUUACUCGCAUCUGCAAAAUUCAUAAGAGUUUUUACCUUGAAACGAUGCAUUUAGGGCCAAUUAUCGUGAUGACAAAAGAAUAACAAAAUUUGACGCCAUUUUGUAACAAGGUGCAUACAUUAGACUGAAACAGUUUGCAUUCGUUUGACCGCUAGACGUACAAAAACCUUAAUUCUUCUCUAGAGUACGUACGCUGGCUCUUCCAACCUCAAUGCAACGGCAUGGUUUGCUUCUACACUUCUGUUGUGGAAGUCGUGUCUGGAAUGUUAUCCCAAAUUCUAGUAGUCUUAAUUGGUUUCAUUAUAGGACGUAGGAAGUGUAGAUAUUAAGUUUUCCUAUUCGUCUGUCAGGGUGAAGAUUUGUUCAAAAGUGACCCCUUUAAAAGCGACUUACCAGCACGUGGCGAGGCUAACGGCACUGCAACAGGAAUAUCGAACGGUAAGUCUCGAGUUUCAGACGAGGUAAAUCUUGGCUGCAUUACUUUUGCCUUGAUAUGCUUUUUAAUCAUCGUGCUUGCGCACUUUUCCUUUUUCCACACACAGUUGACUUAUGAUUGGCUGAAAAAUCACGCGCUACUUUCUAGACCAAUCAGAAGUGAAACCAAAACUACAUGUGACAUCCUCACUCAUGCGCACGUGCCUCCCGGGCUUAGCACCUGCUUAUUGUAUCUGUCGCGAGUUUUGAUUGGUUUAUUUGAUUGUUUGCUCGUUUUGUGAUUGGCCAGAAAAAAAUGGCUUUCGUUUUGUUUUCACUACGCUCUUUCGUAAGGGGCUUUGAGAAAAUCAGUAUGUGAUGUGUACUUUUUUUUUUUCUUAUCUGUAGGAUUAUCUGCUUCGCCUUCGAAAUCAGAUCCUUUUGCUAUGGAUCCAUUUCAAAGUACAUUCCCGAGUAGCAAGGUAAGUAACCAAGUUCAUUUGGCAGAGCAACGCUCUCCGUUUCUCUAUUUGAUUUCACAUUCGCAGUCGACAUAAUGUGAUUUUCUUUACACUUUACCGUAAAAAAAAACAGGGUUUAUUAAAUCUGGAAGGCGUUCCUGAUAUCAAAAAAAGGCUUUCUGAUGAAAUUUCAAUGCGGUGAAUUUGUUACAACCUUUUUAAGGAUUUUUUACCUGUUUACGUCUCUUACAGAGUUCGACAGAUAACUUCUUUAGCUCAGAUCCCUUCAAACCAUCUGGAAGUAGUUCAGAUUCUAAGAAAACCACAGACAGCAAAGACUUGAGCUCUUCUGCGAAGGACCCUUUCAGCAAUCCUUUUGGUUCUGAUCCGUUUGGU
Messenger RNA from Porites evermanni, 8577 nucleotides. Lineage: Eukaryota; Metazoa; Cnidaria; Anthozoa; Scleractinia; Poritidae. The record is from the annotation of a GenBank genome assembly.